UCAUCACAUUUGGACUGGGCUUGAAUGGGUCGUUUGCCCAUCUUUGGCUCCUGCAACAAUCUUGUGUAUUCAUGCCCCGUCCAGUCAAAGUCAAAGCAAGCAGCGGACAGCCUCUCGGUGGAGGUCUCCUUUGACAAAAGGUUAUGCAUUGUGAUAGCCUAUUCGUCCGGACAUGUCCAUCGCCUGGCUCUUAUUCUCACAAAACAUUGAGCAUCCUGAUGGCUACCUUUUGUUGGACGUUGUGUGAGUCAAUCGUUAAAUCUUCCCACUACUGUAGCAAUUGUUGUCUUACCACACCCGUUCACUCUUGUCAUCUGCUGUGUUCUUAUCUAACCAUGGGAUCCCGAUUUCUUGUUCCGCUUUUCAUCUAUCUCGGGUGCUGCUUUGGUCGCACACUCUUAUGCACCAUCCAGGACAGUUCAUAGCAGCUCACAAUCCAUGUCUAGCAGAAAACUAACUACCGAGAUCUCCAAGCAAGAUUGA
Messenger RNA from Aureobasidium pullulans EXF-150, 483 nucleotides. RefSeq lists its product as uncharacterized. The record is from RefSeq and is a predicted model, not a curated record. Bases 144 to 425 code for a protein of 93 amino acids. The transcript has a single exon. NCBI's taxonomy places the organism in Eukaryota, Fungi, Ascomycota, Dothideomycetes, Dothideales, Saccotheciaceae.